CUUUGUUUUUGUUAUCAUCACACGUCGCUCUACAAAUAAUCAAAAUGGCUGAUAAUAAUGAAACUAAGGAGGGGCAGACUGAGAACAGUUUAAUAGUGAGGAUUAUGUCUGAACUCUUUGGUAGCCCACUAAACCUUGCAUUGCUUGCAAUCUGUGGUUUUCUUAUUUAUAAAAUAAUUUCUAGUAGGAGAUCAACUAAUUCAGCUCCAAGUAAAGAACCCGAACUCCCUCCACUCAAAAAACAGGAUUUUACACUGGAGCAGCUGAGAGAAUAUGAUGGAAAAGGAAUAGAUGGACGAGUUCUCAUAGCUGUUAAUGGAAAGGUCUUCGAUGUUACUAGGGGAAAAAGAUUCUAUGGACCAGGCGGACCUUAUGGACUAUUUGCCGGACAUGAUGCUUCAAGAGCUUUGGCUACAUUUUCGUUAGGAGAAGAUGCCUUAAAGAAUGAACACGAUGACCUGAGUGACCUAAAUAGCAUGCAGAUGGAAAGCAUAAGAGAGUGGGAGAUGCAGUUCCAAGAGAAAUAUGUGUAUGUUGGCAAACUUCUGAAACCUGGUGAACAACCCACAGAGUACAGUGACACUGAGGAUGAAGACAAGACAGAGACUGAAAAGAAAACUGACUAAUUCUAGUAUUAUCAUAUUACAUGUCCUUGUGUGUACCAGUGUGAGAUUAGAUGAUAGUCUGUGUGAACUCUGUGUUGAGACGAAUGGUUAAUUGCUUGAUGUUUAUAUGUGCCAGUGUUUGGAAAGAUGAACAGAAGUUGCUCUGUGUUGGGAUAAAAGGUUUUCUACCCCUGGGUUUGUGUGUCUUUGAAGCCUUUUGUACAAUUUUGUUGUUCCUUCCUUCAAUGUGUUUGUCCCCACAGUUUAGUUGUCCACGAGCAUGUAGACAUCAUUUUUCAUGUUAUGAGAACAUUUGAAUGCAGAAUUUAUUUAUUAUUUUUUUUUUUUUUUACUUUUUGAAGGGAACAAAAUAUUUGUGCUUUAACUGUUCUCCAAUGUCAGAGAUUUCAUAAAUAGUUCUUACUUUUCUGGAUAUAGAGUUUAUUAGUAUCAGAUUUUUAAAGUUUUAGGUGGGGGAAACAUUUGUUAUUUUUUUUAUCAUUAAACCUGUUGAUCUGUUGCUUUUCCAUAAUCCUGUUGCCAUUGUUCAACCUUUUGCACUAUAUUAAUUUUCCCUUGAAAUGUUAUUAGUGCACUGAUAAACAGAUAUGAGAAUGUACACGUCUAAUUUCUUCUGGAAACAUAUUUGUUUUGUUUCAUAACCAGAACUUUUUAUUUGUACAAACUAUUGAUUUUUAAAGUAUGUAACAAGGAGUUAAUGGCAGUAAGGCUUUUAUGAUUUGUAGAUGGCAGGUUGGCAGAAAGGCCUUGUAUAGUGUAGGGGGGAAUUAGUUCUUUGCAUAUUGUAGAUGACAUGAAGGCCUAUGAAGUAGUUGGCAAGUAGGUCAACCUAAGUACAAGUAGCGUUGGACUUAUCAAUAUUCUUUGCUUUUUUUUUUUUCAUUGUGGUUUUUUUGAAUAGCACUUUGUUUUGCUAUAAUACUUUCAGGCUUGAUUUUUUUAAGUGCAACAAAUUAACAGCUAUAUCUGAAUGUAUGAUUAGUAGACAUUGUUAAUUCAAGACAGCCGCAGUGUAACUUGUAGUCUUUGUUGCUAUUUCAGGCCAGGUUUCUGUUUUGUAGUGUUGUUGAGGGCAUGAUCUAAAAGGAUUAGAAAUCAGCUUGAUAACCGGCCUGAUUUUUAGCGUCUCGUCAAUGUCAACAUUAUAUUGAUGGCAUGCAGUAUAUCAUUAGGUUUUACCCUCAUGUUUGUAUAUGACUUGAACAGGUUUUUUCAUGACAAGAUCACUCAAUGACCUUAAGAGUUUCUAAUGACUGAAUUUUAAAAAAAUCAUUACAUGUGGGGGGUGUUAGUUUUCUUGAUUAAAUAAAAUAGAGACUUCUUUCAAAUGCUAUGUAUAUCAUUUAUUAUUUGGCUCUGCUAUCUACCCAUGUAAAAAUAAUAUGGGGAAUCAUUAUUAACAUUGUAAUUUCAGGUUUUAUUUAGUUUUCAAAUGUCCCUAAGUCCUUAUUAGAUUUUUUUUUUUUUUUUGCUUAUAGUCUAUAGAGCUGCAUCAUUUGGGUCAUGCUUUAAUAAGAGAUAGGUCGGGUCAUAUUUUGAUAAGAGGUCUCAGAGUAGUCUUACUCUAUAUUUAUACAAAAAUAUAUGUCUGUAGUAAGAAUAUAGAAAACUCUAACCUAUGUAAUAUGUAUCAUGUUAACAAGUUUAGCUUUAUUAAAGACUACAAUGCAUGUGUGAUAUAUACAACUUGUACCACAUUCAACUUAGCAGUCCUUAUAUAUGUCUAUAUAAGGUAGAUUGAUUUCUUAUGUUAAUAAUGAUAGAACAGCUGUCAAGUUCAUUAAGCUUAUUUUGUAUGAAUAAACAAAAAUGGCUCUGUU
Messenger RNA from Biomphalaria glabrata, 2446 nucleotides. Its product is annotated as membrane-associated progesterone receptor component 1-like. Gene Ontology annotation, cellular component: endomembrane system; membrane. The coding region runs from base 45 to 626 and encodes 193 amino acids. NCBI's taxonomy places the organism in Eukaryota, Metazoa, Mollusca, Gastropoda, Planorbidae. The transcript is spliced from 3 exons. The record is from RefSeq and is a predicted model, not a curated record.